AUGGUUGUUAAAUUGAGCCUGAAGAGGAAGAAAGCAAGGAAGGGGAGUAGUGAUUGUAGCAGCAGCAAUGGAAGAAGAAGAAGAAGUAAUAAACUACUGGAAGAUUUGCCAGUUGCAAUCAUCUUCGACAUCUUUUCAAGACUUUCCGCCGUUACUCUAAUUCGAUUAAGGAGUGUGUGUAAGUUCUGGAACAACUUGACACGAGACUCUGGAUUCAUUGACCUCCACCUGAAGAAGAGGAAAUUGAUGCACGACGACAUACCACCAUCUCAUCUCAUCCUGUUUGCAUCAAGGACAUACUUUGAUAAGAAAUGGAGUGGCUUGUUUUGGAUAGAUGAUGGGGUUGAAGAAGGGAAUUGUAAAGCUAGAGAAAUUCAAAUAGAGGGUUUGCAGAAGUUUCAGUUCGUUGGGUCUUGCAAUGGAUUGAUUUGUUUGGAGCCAACGGAGUUGCAAUUUCGUUUUGUCACCAUCUGUAAUCCAAUUACAGGUGAGAAAUGGUGUUUGCCACCUGGAGAUGAGUUCCUUAGCUUUAAUCGUAUAAGGGUUCCUAGAAUUGGUUUUGGGUUUGAUGAUGCAACGGGAAAAUAUAAACUGAUUCGAUUCUGGCGUGAUGAUGAAAGACAAAAAUUGGUGGGAGAAAUCAUCAGUUUGGGUGAAGGAGGAGAAGGUUCAUGGAGAAAGUUAGAUAUUCCAGUACUGACCGAAGGAGGAUUUUAUUAUGGAUUCAACACAUCGACGGUGCUGUUCUUGAAUGGGUUCCUAUAUUGGAUAAUCACAAGGAAUAUUAAUGCAGAUGAUGAUGAUGAUGAUGGAGGAGGAGUUGAACAACAACGAUAUUAUUAUUAA
Molecule: messenger RNA, 846 nt
Organism: Telopea speciosissima
Lineage: Eukaryota; Viridiplantae; Streptophyta; Magnoliopsida; Proteales; Proteaceae
Product: F-box protein At3g07870-like
Exons: 1
Coding region: 1-846 (281 amino acids)
Molecular function (GO): protein binding
Source: RefSeq, a predicted model, not a curated record